AUGUGGAAGAAACUAUUGAAUAUCGAGAAAAAGGCACCGGACCAAGUGCAGCAUGUAUUUCAUCAGGAUCAACCUGGCACAGGUCAGCCUGGCCCACAGCCUGUAGGUGGCGGUACGGGGGCAGCGCCGCCAUCGAUCUUGCAGUCCUCACCCUCGCAAUCCCCCAUGUCAGCGGAACCGAUCUUUGUGCCUGUACCGGAAGGAAAGGCCAAGCAUGUGCAUGAGCCUAGCCGCGAUACUUUUGACAUCGCUGGUUUGCCUGUGUUUGUGUAUGGCCUAUCACAGCUUUCCCCUCCGACGGAGAAAGGAUGCCCUGAGGUGUGCAUUGCGAUCCAUAUGCAUGGACGUACUGGCUCAGCCAAACGCGAAGAUGACCUAGCGCGUGAGUUGUGGCGCAGUACGAUGAGCGCUCGAGCCGCGCUGCCGUCUUCGCAUCGAGUGCGUGACUUUUUGCUGGUGACGUUUGAUCAGCGCAACCAUGGUGAGCGGAAGACGAACCCACGGGGCCAGAAGUCCUGGAAAGAGGGCAACCCAACGCAUGGGAUCGACAUGUAUGGUAUGAUUCACGGCACAGCGACAGAUGCCUCGUUCCUCGCAGAGAUGCUGCCUCCGUAUCUGUUCCCGAAUGAUGAGCGUUUGGUGUCGAUGGUCGCCGUGACAGGCAAGUCACUAGGCGGUCACGCCGUGUGGCAGGUACUAGCGCAUGAUCCACGGAUCCGCAUUGGCGUCUCAUUUAUCGGCACCCCGGACUUCCAGAAAUUGAUAGCCCACCGUGCGAAAACGUCGCAUCUGACGGAUGGGCCGCCACAGGUCCCCUUCUCUUUGCGCAGCCUCAUGCGCCGCAUUGAUCCCGCGAUGCAGCCGUAUCGGGAGCCUAGCCCACAGAAUCCAUUCUUUGGCAAGAAGAUUUGCGCUUGCUCGGGCCAGGAUGAUAACCUUGUGCGUUGGUCGUAUUCGGAAGAGUUCUUGCAGUCGGUCGUGGUAGCACCGCCUCACACGGAUGACGCGCGUCGCAGCUUGCAAGUGUUUGUGCAGCCCAAGACGGGCCACAAGGUAACGAGUGAAAUGCUCUAUCAAGGUGGUCGUUGGCUCGCUCAGUGGGCCUUGGCCUACUAA
Malassezia pachydermatis is the source of this 1116-nucleotide messenger RNA. RefSeq lists its product as hypothetical. The record is from RefSeq and is a predicted model, not a curated record. NCBI's taxonomy places the organism in Eukaryota, Fungi, Basidiomycota, Malasseziomycetes, Malasseziales, Malasseziaceae. The transcript is spliced from 3 exons. The coding region runs from base 1 to 1116 and encodes 371 amino acids.